AUGGUCACUAACUACGGGGAGCUGGUGGUGAAGCAGAAUCACUGCGAGGACACCGUGAAGGUGCUGCACGGGCGCGUGGCCGAUCUGGAGCUGCCCGAGAAAGUGGACGGGAUUGUAUGCAACUGGAUGGGUCACUCGCUGCUGUGGAAGUCGGAGAUCCUGGAGGUGCUCGAGGCACGGGAUCGCUGGCUGAAGAAGAAUGGCUUCAUCCGAGAUGCAAGAUACGGCUGA
Messenger RNA from Drosophila persimilis, 231 nucleotides. Its product is annotated as probable protein arginine N-methyltransferase 6.1. Lineage: Eukaryota; Metazoa; Arthropoda; Insecta; Diptera; Drosophilidae. Gene Ontology annotation, biological process: peptidyl-arginine methylation. Gene Ontology annotation, molecular function: protein-arginine N-methyltransferase activity. The record is from RefSeq and is a predicted model, not a curated record. The coding region runs from base 1 to 231 and encodes 76 amino acids. The transcript has a single exon.